AUGAGUCGAGGUGUACCUGUAGGACAGAAGGGUAUGCCAAAUGCUUGUAGGUGUGGAGAAAGUUCAUUGAUAAAAACUUCAGGAACUUCAAAAAAUCCUGGAAGGCUCUUUCAUUGUUGUCCAAAAGGUUCUGAAAAGGACAACUACCAUUUGUUUAAAUGGACAGAUGAAUCUAUGGUGGAAGAGUUGUUUUUCAUGAAGGAGACAAUGAAGAAUUUAGAGAUGAAGACAAGAACUUGUGAAGACAUGGUCAAUUGCAUUGAGAAAGACAUAAAAGACUUGAAGAUGGUUGGUCGUGGGUAUGAGAAGGAGAUGGAGACAAUGAAAGCUGAGAUACGUUUGUUGAAGUGUAUGAUUGUGUGUGGAGUUGUUGUGUUUGCUGGUUAUUUUUGUUGUUGUCUUAAUUACGUCUACUCUUUCACUGUAUGUUGUAAUUGUGACUGA
Molecule: messenger RNA, 444 nt
Organism: Eutrema salsugineum
Lineage: Eukaryota; Viridiplantae; Streptophyta; Magnoliopsida; Brassicales; Brassicaceae
Exons: 2
Coding region: 1-444 (147 amino acids)
Molecular function (GO): zinc ion binding
Source: RefSeq, a predicted model, not a curated record